Molecule: messenger RNA, 3049 nt
Organism: Musa acuminata subsp. malaccensis (wild Malaysian banana)
Lineage: Eukaryota; Viridiplantae; Streptophyta; Magnoliopsida; Zingiberales; Musaceae
Product: pentatricopeptide repeat-containing protein At5g41170, mitochondrial-like
Molecular function (GO): protein binding
Source: RefSeq, a predicted model, not a curated record
AAUUGGACUCCCGUUUGAUCAUCACCAUCCCCGAAACCCCCCAAAACCCUGCGCUCGACCCCUUUCGAGCUCCACCGUGAUGGGCUCGCCGUGUUCCCUUUGUCGCGCGCAGGGUCACGCCGCCCUCUUCUAUGAUCAAAUCGGAACGUGGACUCCUUCGUCGAGCCCUCGCCACAAGAUUCCCACUACCCCUAUCUCUCCCUUCCUUCGCCUCCUCCUUCUCGUCGUUCGAUGGGCAAGCCUCCUACUCCAACGACGACGUCGAAGGCGAUGCUGCCGGCAAACUUCGCAAUGCGAAAUCCAUCGAUUCCUGCGCUGGUGACCCUCUCCCGGCCCUCUUCCCCGUUGUUUCUGUAGCUCUGCGAACUCUCAAUUGGACUCUCGUCCAGGAAGUUAGAUUCUCGGAGGCGGUGGCCUCGCACGGCUUCCCGCACGCAUUGGAAGCUUUCGCGAUGCUCAUGGGGGUGUUCUCGUUGGGGGCAAUGCAACGGGAGGUCAGGUGCUUGCUUGCGGGCGUUUUGGGCUUCUGUGGGGAUGCGGACUGCAGCUCGAUCGGGUUGCUGCCUACACUGGCUGAGCUCUCUCGAGGUGCCCUGAGCUUGUUACAUGUGUACGGAGCUGCUGUCCAGGUUCUGGCGGAGCACUUGCUGGUCGAAGAUGCAUUGGAGACCUACUAUGAGGCCAGGAGAAUGGGACUUCAAAUUGGGGUUCCCUUAUCUAAUCUCUUGCUCAAGGUUCUGGUCAAAAGCAAUAACAUGGAUAAGGCUAAGUGUUUGUUUAACAACAUGAAGAGCUGCAGCCCUCUGCCUAAUGUAUACAGCUAUACUAUCAUGGUGCAUAUGUAUACUAGCAAGGACACCUUUGAUAUAUAUGAAGCUGGUAAGAUUCUCACUGAAAUGGAGAUGAGUGGAGUGAAGCCGAAUGCAGUGACAUAUGAUACGUACAUUCGAGGACUCUGCAGAGCAGGGGAUGUCAAGUCUGCAUGGGAGUUUCUUCAGGACUUGCAGUCUAGAGGUCUGCCGUGCAACACCAACUGUUACAACGCUCUCAUUCUUGGUUUCUGCAGGGAGGGUGAGUUGGAAAAUGCUUUGCUGGUGUUUCAGGAACUGAAGCAACAGAGACUGACACCGGAUGUACAUAGCUAUAGCAUUCUCAUUGAUGGAUUUUCCAAGAAAGGAGAUGUUUUGAAUGGCUACAAUCUGCUUGAUGAAAUGCUCAGCAGUGGAAUCAUCCCAACGAUGGUCAGUUAUAGUUCACUGCUGCAUGCAUUGUGCAUGAAAGGUGAGAUGGGAUGUGCAUUAAAUUUGUUCAAUGAGUUGCAUAGCCGAGGUUAUGCGCAUGACUUAGUUUCCUAUGGUAUCCUUAUUGAUGCUUAUUGCAAGCAUGGCGAUUUGGAUGCUGCUUCUAAGCUGUGGCAAGAGAUGGUCCAAAACAAUUUUGUUCCAGAUGCUUAUAGCUACACAAGUAUAAUAUUUGCCCACUGUAUAAAUGGAUGCUUGAAGGAAGCAUUGGAUCAUUUUGAACUCAUGCUUAAUAAUGGUGUGAUGCCCACUGUCGUCACCUGUACUCUCAUAGUUGAUGGUUUUUGCAAGCAGUAUCGAACAGUAGAAGCUUUUGAAUUCUUAAAUGAAAUGCAUAAAUGGGGUAUUAUUCCAAAUAUAUUUAUGUACUCGGUCAUCCUUAAUGGACUAUGCAAGGAGGGAAAGUCAGUUUGCACAUGGGGAAUUUUGGGAGCAAUGAUAAAGAAAGGGAUAGUUCCUGAUGUGGUCGUCUAUACCAUCCUUAUCAAUGGUCUAGUGAAAAUUGCAAAAGUGGAGGAGGCAUUGAGGUUGUUUGCAGGAAUGUCGAAGGUGGGAGUGAUGCCCAACAUCUUUACAUACACUAGCAUCAUUGAUGGGCUGUGUAAGAAUGGUAGGCUGCCUGAGGCAUUGAUUUGUUUCGAGGAAAUGAUCCGGGAGGGGUUUGUACCUGAUAGGAUUGUGUAUACAUCCUUGAUUGAUGGUUACUGUACGUGCAAAGAUAUGCUGAAAGCUGUUGAAUUGUUCAACAAAAUGACCCAGAGUGGUUUAGUGCCUGAUGCACAUACAUACACCUGCCUCAUUGAUGGAUAUAGCAAGUUGCUUCUGAUGGACGUGGCAGUUUCUUUGUUAGAUGAAAUGAUGAAACUGGAUCUUUCUCCUACUGUAGUAACUUAUACUGCUGUUAUUACUGGCUAUCGUAAAUUGGGUGACUGGGAUAGAGCUUACGAGGUAUAUGAGUUUAUGUUGAAGCAAGGCAUUUCUCCGGAUGCACUCACAUAUUUAUCAUUAGGGGUUUCAUGUUCUGGUGCUUGAGCAGCCACUGUACAGCUACAUAUCAUGUAAUAUAGUGCGGCUCUCAAACUUGCCGAUCCCAGCUACGUGAAGCUCAAGUUAUGCUGAUGUGGCCGGAUGGCUGGAGCAGUGUAUCCUGUGGUGCAAAACAACUGCUGUCUGAAAAUCUUUGGAUGUUUUUGUUUGACUCCAAAAUAACAGCAAAUAUCCAUCAUGGUGGCAGACAUUGUAUGUGCUAGAGAUGACAGACAGUACAUGAUGAUGUGUUGAAGGAAGUGACUUCAAAUUGCUUUUUAGGAGGAAGGUCACUAACACUUGACAAAUCCAAUGUAUUUUGAUAAAGGAGUGCAUGCUGGUAUGAAUCCAGUUCACCAUAGUUCAGCAUGAUUUUCCCUAUUUACAACUGCUUACUUUCACAGAUUGUCAUGUGAUAGAAGGUCAAGACUCAUGACUAAGUGGUUCUGAUGAUGAUAAUGUAUACUGUUUUAGACUAUAAACAGAGGCGAUUAUGCUCAAACAAGAGGAAGCAACAGGGACAAGAUAAUAGGGUCCUUUUUUCCCUUAUUGAUGUCUUCUUUUCAUUUAGAUUAUGACUUUUUAAGGGGUCAGUUGGAUUGUGAUGUUAACAAAGAACAAUAAGGUAUUCAUUGAAGUAUCAUGUUUGUGUGUAAAAUGUUCAGGUAUUUUACUGAUUCAAUAAUUGAGAUCCAUUCAGAUGUAGCAUACGAAACUUUCUU